CCCGCUCCUUAUCUUUCCAAUGCUCAGAGCCGUGUUCGUGUGUAUUUGUGUGAGUGUAUAAAUGGGAGUGGGUGAGGAGCGACAAUAUGAGAGGCAGCGGCGCUGGAGGAGCAGAUGUGAUGCUCGAACAGCAGGAAGCAGAUUGUAAUUAGCGGAGGAAACGUUAACGGGAAUAACCGGAUUAUGAGGAUUUGAGGAGGAGAAGUCGCCUGAAUCCGGUAUCACAAACAGCGGGGGGAUUAAGUUCCAGGCGCCGUCACUCCACUAGCUGCGCUCCGGGUGUCAUGGGGAUCGACCGGCGGCGGAGAGCCUCCCUGGCUCUCACCUUGAACUUCCUGGCCCUCUUUCUGGCCGUGUCGGCUCUCACCACCAGCUACUGGUGCGAGGGGAUGCGGAAGGUGGUGAAGCCGUUCUGCACCGGUCCGGUCACCUCCAAGCAGGCGUUUUGCAUCAUGUUCAACAGCUCCAACAUCAACGACUCGCGUGUGGUGCAGUACAUCUGGGAGACCGGGGAGGACAAGUACUUAAUGAGGAAAUUUCACACCGGCAUCUGGUUCUCCUGCGAGCAGAACAUCAACAUGACCGGUGAAAAAUGCCGAAGCUUUAUUUAUGUGGCACCGGCGAAUGAAAGAGGAGUGCUGUGGCUGUGCAUCGUGGCAGAGUGCCUGUACAUCCUGCUGCUGGCCACCGGAGGCAUCCUCAUGUCUUUAGAAGUGUGUCACAUUGGCAAUGUCAUUGACGGCCUGAAGCUCAAUGCCUUCGCUGCCAUAUUCACUGUGCUCUCAGGUCUGUUAGGUAUGGUGGCCCACAUGAUGUUCACCACAGCCUUCCAACUGACUGUCAGUCUGGGUCCCGAGAACUGGAAACCUCAAACAUGGGACUACAGCUGGUCGUACAUAUUAGCAUGGAGCUCUUUCACGGCCUGCAUGGCGUCCUCGGUCACUACCAUCAACCGAUACACCAAAACCAUCCUGGAGUUCAAGCAUAAGCGCAGGAACAUUGAGAAGAACCUGAAGAUCAAGCAGAAGCUACUGGAACUGGACUCUCCGGAGCAAGUUUGGGACAUGUACAUCAGCUCGGUGCCGAGCACUGCCGAAGAGCUUCUGGACCUGUCGACGAACGGCCGUAAACUCUCCAAUGCCUCCAUUUUCCUGGACCUCAACGACCUGCCUGACCCACAGGGCGAGGAGUAUUGCUAGAGGAGCCUUUGGAGACAUCACAACAUGGAUGUUAUGUUCUGUGUGGUGCAGUGUGAAUACUGUAAAAAGGCUAGCCGAAACCCUUACUUUUUUUCUUUUCCACCACACAACUUUGUACAAUUAACUUCCUGCUCUGCCUGGCUCUCCACCAGCUCGUAAGAUGUGAAGGUGGAUUCUUAUGCUGAGUUUACACAUUUUAAUUAAAGUUUAGCUGGUAGAUCCAACCAUCUGGUAAACCUAAAUUUAACACUGCGCUAAUCCAAGGUUGGACCCACUGUGGGAUGGACUGUUUUUCACCAGCAGCAAACACUGUAAUUUUCUGGUAUUAAAACAUCAGCUCAGUUUUCAAAUGUAUGCUGUGAGAUGCUGUAUUUUCUCAUGUAUACGACACAUAAAAGUUAGGAGUCAAUAUAUACUGCACUAAGAUCAUUAUUCUGGGCAGUUUCCAAGAUAGCACAGGUCCUAUUGAUAUUUUGUUUUUCCUUUAAAACUGUUUUACCAACCAAAUUUGAUUUAACUUGGUUUCAAUGUGAAGAACAGCAACUGAAUGAAUCCAUCCUGAAUCUUCAGGACUGAGUACAUUUCAAGUUUAGACCAUUAAUAAACAUAAAUCAAAUAAACAUAGCUGGUGAGUCAUAAAUUAAAUGAAGGUCAUGAUGAUGACAUUAGGAUGUUUUGAAAUAUAUAUAACCUUUACCUAAGAGUCAAACUGUGCAUUGUCUUCGAUUUUUGUAUUCAUGUUAGCUAGCUAGGUAACCUCAAAAACGUAGUUAGCUAAUAUGCUGAUUACUGACUAUUAUUUCACAGCAAAUGCUUUAUUCUGUCAGCUGCCUACCAAAAGACCAAGGAAAAUCAUUUAUUUUUGCCUAAACCUUGACCUAUGAAAAAGCUUGGAUAGUUCAUUUCUUUUAUUAUAAGAAAUCUGUAUCUUUCCUCCUGGAUAUAGUUUGAAAAAUCUAUCUAUUCUUUGAAAAGGUAUCUGCCCACUUAGAGAUUUCUUCAGUUUUUGCUUUUUUGUCCUACUUAGAUGUUUCAGAUGAUACAACAACAGGAAAACUCUAUGAAUUCCAUAAUUUAUGGCAAGAUGUGCAGGUCCUGAAGCAGCAAAGCAGCCCAAAUUAAUUACGCAGACACCGCUAUGUUUGUCUGUCAGUGUAGUGUCCUUUUUUAGAAAUGCUAGUUUUACACCAAUUGCAAUGGGGAAUGCAACUUCCAAGAAAUUCCAGUUCUGUCCUAUUCUUCCACAGAAUUAUUGCUCUAAAGUCUUAGAUAUAAUCAAGAUGUUUUUUGAGUAAAUGUGAGAUGGGCUUUUGUGUUCUUUUUGGUCAGCGGUGGUUUUGGCCCUCUCCGGGGGGAUGCAGUUUUUGCCCAGUCUCUUUCUUAUCAUUGAAUUGUGAACUCUGACCUUAGCCAAAGAAAGUGUUGCCUGCAGAGCUCUAUUGUUUAUUAUUGAGAAUAAUUGUGGUAGGCCAGCCACACCUGGGAAGGUUCACCACUGUCCCAUGUUUUCUGCAUUUGUGGAUAAUUGCUCUGUCUGUGGUUCGCCAUGUUCCACAGCCUUAGACAUGGCUUUAUGAGAGGUUUUGGUUUUGAUCUGAUUUUUUUUGUUUUGUUUUGUUUUUUUACAUUCUAGCAUGAUGUGUUGCUUUUUGAGAUCUUUUAGCCUACUUAAUUUUGUCAGAAAGAUUCUCUUUAUUCCUCAAAUUAGACAGUAAUCAGACCUGGUAUGGUUAGUGAAAUUGGUUGGUUUGGAUGCCCAAAUGAAACCAUCUUUUUAAAACAGUUUUUUACUCACAUUAUCUUUAUCUAAAAUGAACAUAUUUUGAUUAUCUGAAACAUUGGCAUUGACAAAGAAGCAACAACAGAAGAAAUCUGUAAAGGGGCAACACUUUUUAACAGCACUGUAUCUAGGAGGUCUGUCAACAGUAACACUAGAACACAUAAAUCUGUUAGAACCACAUUACAGGCUGCUGAGUACUUCACAUUCAUUUCUCAAGGAUGUUAUUAGCUGUGUACCUCUGCUAAGCAUUAUUGCUAAAAAGGGAAAACUCUUCUACCUUGUAGGUUGAUGAGAAAGUGAAGUUAAGGAACAACUGAAUGAAAGCUCUGAGAAAGAACUGGCUUGAUUCCAGUCCCAGUCAACAUAAGUCAAAAUAAAGCAACCAUAUUCAAGAGUUUAGAGAAUGUACUGAUCAUUUGACUUUUCUUAUUGAUGAAGCUGUGAAAAGACGCUUAACCUGUGACUCUGGGACCCUUGACAGCUGUAGAUGCUGAUUGCUGACACUUCUGGCAUUAAAGACCUCUACUUACUAUAUAUCUGAGAGACUAGACACUGCCUUCUUUUCACAACAAAUGAACCAAAUGCAGUUGUUUGAAACACAGUUGUACUAUGGCAAAAUAUGAGUUUUCAAAGCUAUGUUAGACAGGCUCCAGACUGAGCAGACAUAAAGAAUUUCCAAAACCUGAACUGGAGGACUAUGCUCUUUCACCCUCUGAGACACAAGAAGCUGGAUUAAAAAGGAAAAAAUGGAUGGAGGAUACCUAAAGGAAACAUUGAGUGCCUUUACAUCCAGAAACAUGCCUCUGAUCACACAGCAUGCUUAAAAAGGGGAAAGCCAUUUCUCUGCCUAAUAGCUUCUGAAGCUACAGUUAGAUGUCCGUGCAAAUUGCCAAAAGUUAUCCUGGGGAGAAACGAGCCUCUUUCUAAGCUUUCUGUUUGUACUUUUACAUUAUAUUAAUAAUGCAGAACUUGAUAGACUCACAAGAGAACUUUAGUCUACAGGCAUUUUAAGUGCAUUUCGACUUAUUUUUGAGUAGCAUUAAUGGCUUUCCAACAUAUUCGGUCUAAGUUUCAAUAAUUUCCCCCCAGCCUGGGUUAAAAUAAGGCUAAAGCAUGAUUUAUUUUGUCUUUAUGUGUGCUUCUUAUCAUACAAUAUUUACUGUGUCUAUUUUUCUGUGGUGUCUCUUUGUUAUACUUUUGUGGGUGAUUAGAGUAAUAUAUAUAUAUAUAUAUAUAUAU
This is a messenger RNA of Girardinichthys multiradiatus, 4218 nucleotides long. RefSeq names its product gsg1-like 2b (gene gsg1l2b). Bases 285 to 1199 code for a protein of 304 amino acids. The record is from RefSeq and is a predicted model, not a curated record. Gene Ontology annotation, cellular component: plasma membrane. The transcript is spliced from 5 exons. NCBI's taxonomy places the organism in Eukaryota, Metazoa, Chordata, Actinopteri, Cyprinodontiformes, Goodeidae.